AUGAUGUUCAACAAAAAAGAAGCUGAGAAGCACAUACAAUGGAGAUUGCAUUCUGGUAACUGCAGCUUCUGGUGGGAUAACUGGUUAGGAACAGGUGCCUUGGCUCAACACAGAACAGAAGGAGGAAGACCAAGAAACAUCACUGUAUCCCAAUUCUGGGAAUCUGGGCAUUGGAAUUUGCAGAAGCUGAAUCAUGCUGCACCUGUCCAUAAAAUUGCCUCCAUCCUUCACACCCCAAUUUACCAUGAUCCAAAUACCCUUGACCAGGAUAUCUGGGUUCCUAAUGACAAUGGAAACUUCACAUGCUCAUCAGCUUGGGAAGUAAUUAGAAAGAAGAGGCCCGUCAGUUUUACUAACAAAAUGAUUUGGCACAAAAUGAUACCCUUCAAAUGGUCCUUUUGCUUAUGGAGAGCCGUUAGAAACAAAUUACCAACAGAUGAUAGGGUUCUCUUAUUUAGCAAUCCUAUUGUUUCCAUAUGUGUGUGUUGUCAAAGAUAUGGUGCUGAGACUGUGGAGCACAUAUUCAGCACAGGGCAUUUUGCAGUAAUAGUGUGGAGAACAUUUGGAGGAGCAGUUGGUAUCCAAACAGCAGGACUACCUCACAGACUACUCCUAAUGAAAUGUGCAAAAUAUGGUACCAAACAGUCCUCUUUGACUAGAGUCUUGUUUGCCAUCAAUUCUGAUAUCCAUCUCCUUCUCAAAACCAACUACCCUUCUGUUAAAUGGCCAUUGCAAUGGACUGACCUGUACCAAGCCAUUGAAGAUAUAUCCUAUUACACCAAUGUUCAGCAAGUUACCUGGAGGAAACCAGCACAAGAAUUUGUUAAAAUCAACAGUGAUGGCAGUGCACUUACAAACCCAGGGAAGAUAGGUGUUGAGGCCAUCAUCAGGGAUCACAGGGGUACAUUUAUCCAUGCCUUAGCAGGCCCAAUGGGUAAAGGUACCAACAAUCAAGCAGAGAUAAAAGUAGCAAUUAUUGGGAUCACAUGGUGCUUGGACAAUGGUUACACCAAAGUGCACCUUGAAUCAGACUCAGCUUUACUCAUUCACUAG
This is a messenger RNA of Nicotiana tabacum (common tobacco), 1053 nucleotides long. The record is from RefSeq and is a predicted model, not a curated record. NCBI's taxonomy places the organism in Eukaryota, Viridiplantae, Streptophyta, Magnoliopsida, Solanales, Solanaceae.